UUUGAUGGGGUUCCCUUUUAUUCCUUGCUGUGUCGCUGUGUCUUUGUAUGGUCUUUGUGUAGCAGCCACAGGUAGCAGCUGUUACGUGGCAGUGACGUGUGGUUAUACAUAAAAUUUCGUCUUUGUUCUGAUUCUGAUUAUUCAUUGUAAUUUCUUCAGACAGUAACAUUGCUGCAAGAUGGAACCUAAUUCUCUCCAAAUUGUCAAUGCAAACUCGGACCGUACAAUCACAGUAGAUGAAGAAGCGCUGCGAUGUAUCUUAACGAAAAAUGAGAUCAAAGACAGAUAUUUGUCCAUAAUUUCCAUCGCUGGGGUGUUUAGGCAAGGCAAAUCAUUUCUCCUUAAUUUCUUACUGCGUUAUUUACGAAUUAAAUAUCUUGAAAUGAGGGAUGUGACCGACUGGUUGAAAGCAGAAGAUGGACCUUUGAAAGGUUUCAGCUGGUCUUCGGGUUCCAAACGGCAUACCACUGGAAUUCACAUGUGGUCUGAGGUUUUCCUCACUGAAAAACCAACGGGCGAAAAGAUUGCCAUCAUUUUAAUUGAUACACAAGGUGCAUUUGACCAUCAAACUACGUUUGAAGACUGCGCCAGAAUUUUUGCUUUCAGUACGUUGAUCAGUUCGGUUCAAAUUUUCAACGUGAUGCGGAGUAUUAAACAAUAUGACCUCACGCAUUUGCAAUGUUUUGGGGGCUACGGUAGUAUGAUGACAAACUGCAUGUCGGUGCCUUUUCAAAACCUGUGUUUCCUGGUGAGAGAUUGGGCUUGCCCCUAUGAAAAGCCUUACGGAGCUGAAGGUGGAAACGCGUAUCUGCAAGAAGUAUUUGACUCAUCUGAGAAAGAAGUCAAGGACCAAAUUGAAAAUCUUAAAGGUCUUUUCAGUGAAAUGAGUUGCUUUUUGUUGCCUUAUCCUGGUCGUAUUGUUGACGCUUCUGAUACGUUUGACGGAAAUCUGAACGACAUUGAUGAGGUGUUUAAGAUUCAAGUCAAGGAAUUUGUAACAAAUUUGUUAUCACCGGAAAAUGUGCUUCUAAAAACUAUUAGCGGACACCGAGUUAAAGCAGAAGAGUUGCUAUGCUACAUUCACGAAUAUAGCAACAUUCUGAAGGGCGAUUCGUUGCCGAAAAUUGAUACCAUUUUUAAGGCUACUGUUGAAGCACAACACAAAUUAGCAUCUUCUCAGGCGUUCAAAUCUUACAAGAAGAAUAUGGACUUUGAAUGCAGACGCAGCCCCAGAGGUUGGACAAUCGAGGAUUUGUAUCAAAGACACGCAUCGAAUAAGAAAAAAGCCGUCGACUUUUACAGCAAAGUGAAAAAAAUCGACGAUACAGCUGUUUACGACAAAUAUUUGAUUGAGCUGAAACAUAGUAUGGACGCGGAAUUCCAGCAUUAUAGAAAAAUAAACGACGAAAAGGUACGCCAGUAUGAAGAAAGUAAAAGAAAAUUGGAAGAACGUAUAAAUUCAACUAGGCGUGAAAUGGCUGGUGGAAGUGGUAUGAGUACUCUUGGAACAGGCGAAAAAGUCGGACUAGCUGCUGGCGUUAUUGGUGGCGCAUUGGCUUUGGCGUUUGGUGCUUCGAAAUUGUUUAAUCACAAAGGAAGCAACGAAUAAGAUGUUUUGAGACGUAUUCAUGUAAUUCUGGUGUUGGAAUAUUGCAUAAGUGGGCCUUUUUAUUAUAUUAGAUUUAAAUUUGCUCCAUGUACUAAUUUUUAUAUUUUUAGAAUUGCAAUAUUAUUCAAUAAUCAAUACUUUUUUUACUAUAAAAGCCAUUAUGUGAGUACGAAAAACUGAAAUGGCCAUGAAAUAAACAUGAGGUGUAAACUUUA
Molecule: messenger RNA, 1824 nt
Organism: Tribolium madens (black flour beetle)
Lineage: Eukaryota; Metazoa; Arthropoda; Insecta; Coleoptera; Tenebrionidae
Product: atlastin-like
Exons: 8
Coding region: 179-1609 (476 amino acids)
Biological process (GO): protein homooligomerization; endoplasmic reticulum organization
Molecular function (GO): GTP binding; GTPase activity
Source: RefSeq, a predicted model, not a curated record